Messenger RNA from Eucalyptus grandis, 1344 nucleotides. RefSeq names its product ribosome production factor 1. Gene Ontology annotation, molecular function: rRNA primary transcript binding. The record is from RefSeq and is a predicted model, not a curated record. The transcript has 12 exons. Gene Ontology annotation, biological process: maturation of 5.8S rRNA; maturation of LSU-rRNA. NCBI's taxonomy places the organism in Eukaryota, Viridiplantae, Streptophyta, Magnoliopsida, Myrtales, Myrtaceae. Bases 1 to 1032 code for a protein of 343 amino acids. Gene Ontology annotation, cellular component: nucleolus; preribosome, large subunit precursor.
AUGGGGCCGGAGGAGGAAGGCGGCCGCGCCGGCGCGCCGGAGACGAAGGAGAAGAGAGAGAUACUGCCGUCGACGAUAAAGAACAAGGAGAGGAGGUCGGCCGUCCACGCCAAGCUCAAGCAGCAGAAGAAGCUCGAGAAGCGGAAGAAGCUCAAGGAACGCGACGCCGCCGAGAAGCGCGCCCUCGAGCUCGGCGAGGAGCCUGCGCCGAAGAAGAUCCCUCGCACGAUCGAGAACACACGAGAGUUGGACGAGACGGUCUGCCGGCCCGACGAUGAGGAGCUGUUUGCGGGAAACGACUGCGACGAAUUCAGUUCCGUAUUAAAGCGCGAGCGUGCUCCGAAGAUAUUGCUCACCACUUGCCGGUUCAAUUCGACUAGGGGUCCUGCUUUUAUAUCGGAAUUGCUGGAGGUUAUCCCAAAUUCUCAAUACUUCAGGAGAGGAACCUAUGACUUGAAGAAGAUCGUUGAAUAUGCAAAUCACAAAGAGUUCACUUCUGUCGUCGUUGUUCACACAAACCGGAGGGAGCCAGAUGCUCUUUUAAUUAUCGGCCUACCAGAUGGACCAACUGCACACUUCAAGCUCUCCAAGCUCGUACUACGUAAGGAUAUCAAGAAUCAUGGAAAUCCAACUAGUCAUGAACCUGAGCUUGUACUGACUAAUUUUACAACUCGCUUGGGUCAUCGUGUUGGAAGGCUAAUACAGUCAUUAUUUCCACAAGAACCAAAUUUCCGUGGUCGGCGAGUUGUGACUUUCCAUAACCAGCGAGAUUUUAUAUUCUUUCGCCAUCAUAGGUACAUCUUUGAUAGUAAAGAAAGUAAACACACUGACUCAAAGGAUAAAAAGAUGAAGAAUGACGAGGGUGAGAAGGUUCCUCAAGAGAAAGUAAUUGCUCGGCUUCAGGAGUGUGGUCCUCGUUUUACACUCAAGUUGGUUAGUCUGCAGCAUGGAACAUUCGAUACUAAAGGUGGCGAAUACGAAUGGGUUCACAAGCCCGAAAUGGACACCAGCAGGAGGAGGUUCUUUUUGUGAUUUUGAGUUGUGUCGAGAGAGAUCUUGUGGAGUUUGAAGCCCAGAAAUGGAAGUAUUUCUGGUCAAGCGAGACUGUACACCUGGAAAAAUGAAGGAUUUCUAGGAUUCGUAGUCACCUUUUUGAUCUGAUAGCAAUUAGCUCUGUAUUUCUGUCGAGUGACUGUACACUGGCAGAUGAGUCUCUUGCUGGUAGAGAAUUCUUCCAUUCUUUUCAGGAAGUUUUUGUUUUUGCAGUUUCUACAUUACCUAUGUAAACUUCUAUUUCCUGCUGACAGGAUACAGUCUUUUCAUACAUAUUCAUUCUUCUCUUAA